AUGAAGAUCCGAGUGGUCCAGAUCUGGGGGUUCCUGAUGACGGUGCUGGGCUGGAUCUUCGUGGCCUGCACUAUGGCCAUGGAGGGAUGGAAAAUCUCCUCCAUCGGGGGCAUGGGGGGCUCGUCCAUCAUCAAGGUGGCCUGGUACUGGUCCAGCCUGUGGAGGUCCUGCUUCACAGACUCCACUGCUGUCAGUAACUGCUAUGAUUACCCCGUGCUCUGGUCUGUGGAGGGACACAUCCAGAUCGUACGAGGCCUGCUGAUGGCCGCUCUGUCCCUGGGCAUGCUGGGCUUUGUCCUCAGUCUGAUGGGGAUGGAGUGCACCUUCAUCGGGGGAAAAGACCGUUCCAAGUACAAGAAGAUCUACGCCGGUGGAUGGUGCCACGUCAUCAGCGGUUUGUUGGCUUCAUCUGGAUAUGCAGUUUACGCCCAGUACGUCUCAGUAGAAUACUUCGACCCUAACUUCGACGGACUGCAGUAUGACCUCGGCACCCCGCUGUUCCUCGGCUGGGUGGGCGCUGCCUUUCACUCCACCGGCGGUUUCUUCUAUCUGUGGUCGGUGUGCAAGCCGCUCUGUGGAGGAGAGGCCACAAUAAUCAAAGUUCAAGCUCUGCCGGACCCAGAGGAAACCAAGUCCACUACAGCUCUGUCUUCGGUGUCCAAGAUCACCUCCAAGACCAAAGUGUCGUCCAUUUCUGAGCUGUCGUCCAGGUCUGAGCGCUCAGAUGUGUCUGUCAUCUCCUCCAGAUCAGGACGCACGUCCAAAUCUGGCCGCACGUCGAAGUCGGGGCGUUCAUCGAAGACGGGGCGAACGACGAGGUCUGCGGGGUCGAGCUCAGCGUCCCGAUCCGGAUCAGGGUCCGGCUCGGUGUCCGAGAUCUCGUCAAGAUCCAGCAUAUCGACCCUAUCUGAGUCGAGGAGCAGCAGCCGGACAGCGUCGUCACUGUCAGGCAGCUCGAGGAGCGAAACUACACCGUUCAUCAAAAACUCUUAUAUCUGAGCGACGUGAGACAGAUAAUAAUGAAUGUGAUGAACACCAUGUCUUUCUGUUUAACCUUCCUGUCGUCCUGCGGGUCAAAACUGACCCGUUUUAAAGUUUGAAAAUGUAGAAAACCAUACAGAUUUUCACAGUAAAACUUCUGAUGUCCACAUUUUAAACAUUUUUGGGAAAUCUUUGAACAUUUUUUGGUGGAA
This is a messenger RNA of Acanthochromis polyacanthus (spiny chromis), 1193 nucleotides long. It is a transcript of the gene cldn10e, whose product is annotated as claudin 10e. The coding region runs from base 1 to 999 and encodes 332 amino acids. Gene Ontology annotation, molecular function: structural molecule activity. Gene Ontology annotation, cellular component: plasma membrane; bicellular tight junction. Gene Ontology annotation, biological process: bicellular tight junction assembly; cell adhesion. The transcript is spliced from 5 exons. NCBI's taxonomy places the organism in Eukaryota, Metazoa, Chordata, Actinopteri, Pomacentridae. The record is from RefSeq and is a predicted model, not a curated record.